UUGCAAAUGCAAUGUCGUCUAUCGCGAACGAACGCAGCCAGACAACAGAGAUCAGCUGUUGGUCUUUAUGUUGAAGGUUAGGUAACCAACCUACUUAUGAUGGUGUCGUUUUGAUACCUUAUAAAACGAAAGACUUGCGGUCGUCACUUAACGACAGACAUGAACCCCAAGUUUGGACGCGUUCAGGAAUUUAUGAAAAGAAACAUGGUAAUGUUGGUCAUGGUUCCUAUAAUAAUUGGAUUUCAUGUUGGAUGGCAAAAACUACAAAGUAAUGAAAUGUUUGUUCCCAAGAAACAGAAAAGGGAUCUGCCAGUGAUUGAGGGAGCAAGAUACUUGGAAGAAGAAUUGAAAUCUUCUCUAGGAUUGAAGAAAGAGUAACCAGGCAGUUUUAACCAUUUGUACAUACAACUUAGUUUAGUUUUCAGCAUGUCUGGUGGAAUUCUUCGAGAGGAACGGGUGAAUGGUGUGUACUGUCAUAGUUUACUGAACUUGUCUUUUGCUUCUAUGUUGGCGCAGUACAGAAAACUAUUGUUUUCUGCCUAUGGUCCAAAAGGAGGUACACUUUUAAUUACUAAUUCUGUGGGAAGAAGUACUCUAGCAUCAUCUUCAGUUGAUAUUACAAAACAAUUGUCAUUUGGUCAUCCUUGUGCAAAGUACAUCAAUGCGCUGAUUUCUGCUCAAAAUGCAUCUUGUGGUCUAAGUGGUCUAUACACUGGCAUCCUUUGUGUGCGACUUCUAGAAGAAGCUCUUUGUUGUGAAGGUAACACACCCCACUAUGCAAUUGCAGAUGUUUGUGAAUGGAUAAUAGACCAGCUUCUGACUCAGAUGGCUCAGUUUCCUGAUCAAGUAGUAAUAGAUAUAGAUAUUGGAGACAUACAACAGGUGUCAUCCUUUGUCAAAACUAUUUUGGGCUCAAAAACGAACUUAAAUCUCCCUAAAGCAGAAAUGGACAACUUGAGCAUUCAGAUUGUUAGAGCUUUUUUGAAGAGCAUUCCAGAUGAAGGUUUGACAACCAAAUUUGGUCAUGUGAAUGUGUUGCAAGAAGGCCCUCCAGGAUCAGAUGCUCGAGUUUUUGAGGGAUUACUCUAUAGGGAACCUGAGUUUGAUACAAAUCUAUCAAAAAAAAUUGCCCAGCUGCCCAAAGUUAUCAAUAUUUUACUUUUUGCAGUUCCAUUGUCACCUGAUGUGGAAAAAACAUCUUUACUGUGGACAGGCACUUAUUCAAAAGAGGAAGCCUUUAUCAGUAACUUGGUUGUCUGUCUUUUGUCCAUUUUAAGGGACAAAAAUGUUCAUGUGCUUGCAAAUCAGAAAUACAUCCAUCCUGCUAUCAAGUUUGAAUUAGAACGUAAAGGUUGCAUAGUACUGGAAAGACUUGGAACAAUAGCCACAGAUUCUUUGAUGAAACUCAGUGGUUGUCAAGCUAUUACAAAUGUGAGUAAUUUAAAACAAGAGGGAAGUAAUGCUGUCUUGGGAAAGUUAUCAUCCAUGCAAUAUGUCAGACUACGAGGGAAAAAUUAUUUGCUCUUGAAACAGGAUUCAAGUUGCCUAUCUACUCUCUUGCUCCCCGAAGUUAGUCCUACCACUGAAGGGACUUUGAAGGAGGUUACAGAAAGCUGCCUUGCUGCCCUGAAGAUGGCUGUUGUAGAUGGGAAAGUUGUUGCUGGUGGUGGAUGUUUAGAGACCUGGCUAGCAACUCAAGUGAUCCAUAUGGUGAAAGUGAAUAUGGAUUGCCUUGCAUCCAUGGCAGAAGUCCCGAGUCAUCACAUUGUCAGAGUUGGCAAUGCCUUUGUUCGAGUGUUCAUGGAACUCGCCAUCCAAGUAGCAGGCGGCUCAUCAACAACAAAAUUUGACUGGUGUGUUGAUUCUGUCUUUCACCACCUAUGGUAUUCUCAGGAAUGCCUGGCAAAUGGAGAAUCUCCUCAAGAGAGCUUUACUGAGCAGAAACUGCACAAAUGUGUGUGUGGCUUGUUGACAGAUGAAACCAUCAAAAGCAAAUAUGGUGGUUAUUGGUAUGACUUGGAUUUCCAGAUGAAUCAGAAUGUUCUUCAGGGGUCACCAGAGUCCACUUGUUUUUGUGAAUCAUUGAUGCAAUUGGAUAAUACAGAGGGAGAGACAUUUUACCAUGACUCAGAAUUACAAACAGAAGAUCCCGAUGUUGGCAUUGACAAUGACAGCUUAGAAGAGAAAGUUGCCAUUGAAGAUGAUGUUGAUAGUUUGGAGAAGACUUUAAAUAGCCUGGAAGAAGAAGGUGAUAGCUUAGAGGGAAGACUAGAAAGUUUAGAUGAUGAUGUGGAUAGCUUAGAAGAUGUAUUGGAUAAAAUGGUGGAUCAAGUACACACAAAACAUAAUCCAAAAAUUAUAUUCAAUUCUCAAAUCCCAGAUGUGUUAUACGACAGUUACCUUGCAAAGUAUAAUGCUAUGCGUCUUGCCCUGGAAGGUUUCACCCAGUUGUUUCAAGUAGGUUACUGUGUGUAUGACUAGCAAUUUUAUUGUAUGAACUAUAGGCAAUUCUCUAAUUGUGUUAGAAAUUUUUUAUAAAUGUAUUUCAAUGAAUAGUAUGUGAAUGGCCAUGCAUGUUAUUGAGAGAUGUACAGUAAUAAAAUAAUUUCUAAA
Molecule: messenger RNA, 2613 nt
Organism: Macrobrachium nipponense
Lineage: Eukaryota; Metazoa; Arthropoda; Malacostraca; Decapoda; Palaemonidae
Product: molecular chaperone MKKS-like
Exons: 6
Coding region: 427-2481 (684 amino acids)
Biological process (GO): intracellular transport; protein folding; cilium assembly
Cellular component (GO): kinociliary basal body; nucleus; cytoplasm
Molecular function (GO): ATP binding
Source: RefSeq, a predicted model, not a curated record